Capsicum annuum is the source of this 1068-nucleotide messenger RNA. Its product is annotated as cysteine-rich receptor-like protein kinase 25. The coding region runs from base 481 to 1053 and encodes 190 amino acids. Gene Ontology annotation, molecular function: ATP binding; protein kinase activity. The transcript has 3 exons. Lineage: Eukaryota; Viridiplantae; Streptophyta; Magnoliopsida; Solanales; Solanaceae. The record is from RefSeq and is a predicted model, not a curated record. Gene Ontology annotation, biological process: protein phosphorylation.
AUUAAUAUCUAAAACAAAAUCUUAAUAUCAUUAAAUGGUAUUUUUCGUGUAGAUAAUCUUUUCAAUCACUCUAAUCCACAAUCACCAACCGCCACCACUAAUUACAUCUACCAUCAACCGCCAAUGUCAACCACAAUUGUCGAUGUGAUCAAGAACUAUUGCCAUUCGCCACCACACCUACCACCUCCAUCAUUAUAACUAUUCACCACCACCGCUAUCACCUCCACUAUCACCACUGCGGUCAUUCCCUACCGACAACCAUCUCUACUAUCACAUCUAGCAUAACAGACAACUACCACCAACACAUUGUCAACCACCACAAAUUCUUUGGUCUCCACCACUAACACUGCUAACCACUAACAUCAACCAUGAUUCGAUGAAUGGCCAACUAAGGAGAUAAAAUGUUUCCCAAUAAAAAGUUCUAUAUCCCCAUGACAAAUAAUUACAUCGUUCUUUAAUUUGUUAUUCAAUUCUUGUUAUAUGUAUGAAAUAUCUCAACAACUUUUUCUUUCAUUGUUGGAAGUUGAAGAUGGAGGAGGAGUAAUUAUUGAUCCAUCAACAUCACCCCACAAGAAGAAAAAACUCAAUGGACUAGUCCACAUUUUGAUCCUAGUGGGAUGUCCAUUGAUGUUGUUGUUGCUUCUCUUUACAGUAUGGUGUCUUCGAAGGAGAAAAGUACUCAAAUUUCAAGUGCCAAAGAACAAAUUGGAAGCAAAAACAAUGAAGAAAAAGGAGGUGAAAGAAACAAGAACUUUGCAAGUAUUCAGCUUUGAUGAGAUGAAGGAAGCUACUAAUAAUUUUUCAGUUGAAAAUGAGCUUGGAAAAGGUGGUUAUGGACCUGUUUACAAGGGAAAGUUGAGAAAUGGGAAAGAAAUAGCAGUGAAAAGGCUAUCAGAGACUUCAUCUCAAGGAUUGGAAGAAUUUGAAAAUGAAGUGAUACGGGUGUACCAAGCUGUCCAACAAGUUUUACAAGCUGUCCAACAAGUUCACGAUCAUUCACACGUAGCCAAGCUCGGGAGUUACAAAAACUCCAAGAUAUGUUCAUGCAAAUGACCGUGUGUGAGUUGG